UCUGUCACAGAAGUCACAGAACUGUAAACGAUAUUUUAUUUUUGUUGUUUUAUUUUUUAAAAUAAAAGAAAACUUAGUGCGGCAUAACUAUAAUAGUUAGACAUAUGCUGUCGCGACAAUUUUUGUAAAUAAUAAUGUAUUUUACAAAGUUGUUGUCAUCAAUAGUUAUCGCAGGGCACGCGAUGUAAAGAAUAUAUUAGACGGUAAGACCGCUGCUUUCCUCUAUAGUCGAGAGUACUUAGCACUCGGACCUCUCCUGAAUUUUGUACCAGAAGAAGAUUUAUAUUAUGUAAAUUUUGGAGAUAAAAGCGUUCUUAGUUUUUUUGCGAAUCACAACUUGGGCUUGCACUCGCGAAAGUACGGUAUACUUGCGGCUUCAUACAGACGUUACUAUGGCGACAUGUGGUAUGAGGAUAGUGAUUACAUAAACGAACUGGGAUACUUAAUAUGCGGUUUCCCGGCGCAUAUAAUAAGCAAAAUUACCCCGGCUGUGUUUAAAAAGAUCGACGUAGAAAUUUUUAAGAAGCUUAGCUUGUGUUCUGUUAACCAAACGAAGACUCUUUAUAACUUAGCGACACAUAAAAAUGCCUAUGGCAAGCCGUACAAAUGGUCAUCGCAUGAAAUCACAAAACUGGAUAUUCUUUUCAUUUGUGUACCUAAAGAAUCGAUCAGUUCAAUCAGGCUUGAAGCGAUCCCAGCCAUAAGCAAACACAUAAUGGAAAUGAUACAUCAAGAUAAAUUGGAAUAUUUCACGAAGCAACAAAUACUAAGAAUGAACCCAGAGGCGCGCCGCAUGUACAUCAUAAGGGUACAAUUGAGAACCAGUCUCGACACUUCUCAAAUCGCCAAACAAGAUGCUAAUGCAAUAAAAAAAUCUGUUCCUCUUGCUUUAAUUUACGUUUUUACUCUAAUAUUAAAAUAAAAAAGUACGUUUUCAAUCA
Messenger RNA from Bombyx mori (domestic silkworm), 941 nucleotides. RefSeq lists its product as uncharacterized. Lineage: Eukaryota; Metazoa; Arthropoda; Insecta; Lepidoptera; Bombycidae. The record is from RefSeq and is a predicted model, not a curated record. The transcript is spliced from 5 exons. The coding region runs from base 401 to 922 and encodes 173 amino acids.